AUGGCUUUCAAAUUGUUUGUCUUAACGUUGUGUUUAACAGCACUGAUUAGUUAUGCUUAUCAAGACUUCAAAUCAUCUGAACUUAAAUUUUUGAACCAAAUAAACGACAUGCCAAGCUUUUUAGAGACAGAAGGAGAUAAAAAAACUCUCCCAGGGCAUACUCAUGAAAAUGCAAUUAAUUAUUUUAGGGAACAAAUUGAAGUUGCUAAAAGAGAUGGAACAGCUGAGUUAGAUGAUGGAAUGAUGUAUACAGUCGAAGAACUUGAAGCAAAAAUAAAACAUAUUGAAGAUGCUGUAGCAAAUGGAGAAGAGCUUGACUGGUAA
This is a messenger RNA of Blepharisma stoltei, 324 nucleotides long. NCBI's taxonomy places the organism in Eukaryota, Ciliophora, Heterotrichea, Heterotrichida, Blepharismidae. The record is from the annotation of a GenBank genome assembly.